AUGUCCCCUUCAUUUGACGAUUCUACUAUUUCUAUAUCACGCGCCGCCACCAUAACCACCGCCAUCGCUGCGUCAAAGCGCCGGAAACUCCUCGUUGAUCAUCACCUGCCCAUGAUACCUGGUCUACCUGAUCAUAUUGCCCAACUAUGUCUUUCUCGUGUUCAUCCCUCCAUCCUCUACUCCGUUUGCCGUUCAUGGCGGCAGUUCAUCUACUCCGCCACUUUCCCGCCGUUUCACUCUCUUUACACUCUUUCAACUACCACCCCCACCGAUUCAUCAGGUCAAAAUUCGACGCUACAGCUCUCUUCCUUUGAUCCGAUCUCUUCUCAAUGGAGUGUUGUUACUCCAACACCCUAUCUACGCAACGUCUGCCUCCGCCACCCAUCAUUCAUCGCCCGUAAUUUACUCAUCCAGUCCGUUUCAGUCGCCGGCAACCUCGUCCUACUUGCCGGAACCUCCAGCGACCUUCUCCCCGCUUUUUCGCAUCCUAUAAUCUUUAACCCACUAACGAAGAAAUGGUCUUCUGGACCUCCACUUUUAAGCCCACGCCGUUGGUGCCUUGCUGGAACCUCACGCGCCGCCGUAUUUGUCGCGAGUGGGAUUGGUUCACACUACACCCAAACUGUCGCUCGCUCCGUCGAGAAAUGGAUAUUCCGGGAAACUGAUUCUUUUGAUAGUAAACGUAAAGAUUCAAACUGCGUUUGGAAAAAUAUGCGAUCUUUAAGAGAUGGAAGGCUAUGCAGGGAAGCCAUUGAUGCCGUUGGAUGCAAAGGGAAGCUUUAUACGAUAAACAUGAAAGGCUCGUGUGGUAAAGAAGGAUUGGUUUAUGAUGUAAAUUGCGAUAGCUGGUCAGAGAUGCCGGCGGGGAUGUUGGAUGGCUGGAGGGGGCCAGCGGCGGCGAUGGAUGAGGAGACAAUUUACAUGGUGGAUGAAUCAGAAGGUGUACUGAAAAAGUACGACGAAGCAAUGGAAGUGUGGAUAAAUGUUUUGGAGGAUGACAUGCUAAAAGGGGCGGAGCGCAUUGCCGCCGGUGGUGGUAGGGUAUGCAUUGUGCGUAGUGGCGGUGUUGGGAUUUUGGCGGUGGAUGUGGUCUCAUCUCUACCACGGUUGUGGGUUUUGGAUUCACCGCCGGGACAACAAGUGUUGGCACUUCAUAUUCUGCCUAGAAUGUGUCCGAAGGAGUUCCAAUCGCCGGUGGCGUUUUAG
Messenger RNA from Lactuca saligna, 1206 nucleotides. Lineage: Eukaryota; Viridiplantae; Streptophyta; Magnoliopsida; Asterales; Asteraceae. The record is from the annotation of a GenBank genome assembly.